CGUCGCUCUUGACGCCUAAAUUCAAAAGUCAUAGCGUUAGCCUGACUGUUUGGCUAGCUUGUUUUUCAACACUGUCACGGAACUUCUUUUAGCUCCUUCUUUUUCCUGUUUUACAAAAAAUGGAGCCCAUGAUUGAAGAUCUGAAAAUGUUCUUUUACGAGAGCAGACUAGCUACUUAUUCGGGGUGGCCGUUUGACGAGGACUGCUCGUGCACUUCGCAGAAUAUGGCUAAGGCUGGUUUUAUCCACAAACCUACUGACAACAGUCCGGAUGUGGCCCAGUGCUUCUUCUGCUAUAAGGAGCUGGAGGGCUGGGAGCCUGAGGAUGAUCCUCUCAAGGAACACAAGUCUCACUCUCCAGCUUGCAAUUUCAUUCUGCUGAAUAAGGCAGUGGAGGAGCUCACAGUGGAGGAGAUUCUGAAGCUGCAGAAAGAGAGGCAAAAAUUCCACAUAAAAAUGACCUGUAAACAGGUGAUUGAGAAGUUUGAGGAAGCAGCUAAAUCCAAAAGAGGCGACAUUAUUAAACUAGCCAUGGAUUGCUGAAUGGACUUUUCUGUCUUUUCCUCAUCCUGUAUGCUUGCUCUUGGUUUGUCGGUCCUGGAUAAGAUCCUUUAAUAUUUGCACUACUUAUUUGUUUGUCUGUCUCUCUUUUUUAUGUCUGUGAUUCUAGUAGGUUUGUUUUUGGUUUUAUGUAGAUUUUCUUUUCUUUGCAGCAAUAAAUGUUAAAAUAUGUUUUGUU
Clarias gariepinus (North African catfish) is the source of this 738-nucleotide messenger RNA. Its product is annotated as baculoviral IAP repeat-containing protein 5.2-like. The transcript has 4 exons. Lineage: Eukaryota; Metazoa; Chordata; Actinopteri; Siluriformes; Clariidae. Bases 120 to 542 code for a protein of 140 amino acids. The record is from RefSeq and is a predicted model, not a curated record.